Cloeon dipterum is the source of this 4175-nucleotide messenger RNA. It is a transcript of the gene tacc, whose product is annotated as transforming acidic coiled-coil protein. Gene Ontology annotation, biological process: mitotic spindle organization; cell population proliferation. The transcript is spliced from 11 exons. Gene Ontology annotation, cellular component: cytoplasm. NCBI's taxonomy places the organism in Eukaryota, Metazoa, Arthropoda, Insecta, Ephemeroptera, Baetidae. The record is from RefSeq and is a predicted model, not a curated record. The coding region runs from base 138 to 3605 and encodes 1155 amino acids.
UUGCCGUGCUGCGUGGGCGUGUGUCUCCUCGGUGUCCUUGACCCCCGUGCCGACACACUGAUUCAAUAACUGUUCGCCGAAGAUGCACCUUUCCCUGUCGUUAAUUGGUCCAGGUGUGAUGCACCCCGCGAGCCAAAAUGGGCAAUGCUCUGCAUCGUGCCAGCAAGGACUGCCUCAACGGAAAUCUUUGUGAGCGUGGACAGGGCUCACCGAUUGAAGCCGUAACAACAAAAUCCUUCAAUGAAGACCCUGUUAGCACACCACCAAAGCCAGAUUUCGCUGUAACUGAAGAAAAAUCUCAAAACAGUGCGGAAGAAGACCAGUCGCAGGCUUUAACAGACACCAACUCGGCCAGUUUUGUCAGUCUCAACACACUCUCCGCAUCUGAAGCGGUCUUCAACUCAGCAACUGGAGACCAUAGCCGGCCAAUCUCAGCAGAUACAGACAGCCUUGACUAUGAAAGUGCAGAUGAGGCUGUGAAGACAGAGGACCAAGAAGAGAAUGGAGUGAAGCUCAACGAGUCGCUAGGCUUGGACGCUUUAACCAACAAACUCUCCAAUCUCUACUUAAACAGUCCAAACGUUUCUAAGAAAUCACCUGCUUUUCACUCUGAAGAUACUUCAUCUGUUGCUUGCACCACAGUGCUGUCUGAUGAAUCAAUAAGUGAUAUCUCAUUCAGUGCUAGUUUAGUUGAGGUUAUUCAGCACACAAGCCAAACAGUAAAGCAACCAGAAGACGGCCACAGCACUGUUGAGCUUGUUGUCGAGGAAAUCUCUGAGCCUGAGGAACUUGCAGAGCCUGAGAAACUUGUAGAGCCAGAGAAGAAAGAGGAACACAUCGUAUCUCCUGUUGAGGGAAAGCAACAAGUAGAGAGUCCAAUCAAACCCGAGGAACCCGCAGCUAAGCAAGAAGGACAAACUGAAUUCCUUGAGCUAGAUAAUAAGGUACUUUCAGCUGAGCUAGCGAGUGAAGUUGAACCUCAAGCUGAACUAGAAAGUGGAGCAGAGCCUCAAGCUGAGGAACCAGGCAAAACUGAACUUGAAACAGAACCAGAGCUAGAAAACAAAGCCGAAUCUCAAGCUGAGAAACAGAGCAAAGUAGAAUUUCCAACAGAAGAAUCAGCAGUGACAAGUGAUGAACUUGCUCUACUCGUUGCUACAGAGGACAUUUCUUGUGCGGUUGUACCAGAAGUGAUCGUUGCACUUUCAGACACAGAUCAGGCGUCUGAAAACUUGCUCGAGGUCAACGAACUUUCUGCCAUACAAACAGAAACUGCUGAAAUCAAGGAGGAAAAGUCGCAGGAUACUAAAGCUGUUGAAGAGCAACUGGUCUCCGAAACUCGGCAGGAGACACCUGUAGCUGUUCUUGAAGCUCCACAAGAAAAGGUUGUUGAGGAGGCACCUGCAACGCUAGAGUCUCUUGAUGAGCCAAAACAGCAGCAAACAGGCGUAGCUUCAGCACCUGAAAAAGAACUAGAGGAACCUUGCACUCAAGAAUCAGGUGCUGUUGAAGAGGAGUCUGCUAAGGAGGAAACCAAUGAAGAACUAGUGCAACUGGUAGACCCAGAGGUUGCACCUACAGCUUUUGAGCACAAAGAGCCUGAACUUGUUGAGGAACCCCAGGAAUCAGAAUCUCUUAAGGUACCAAAAGAAUCUGAUCAUUUUGAAGAGCCAGACACGUGCAAGUCUGUUGAAGCACAAAAAGAACAAGAACCAUUGUUGGAGACUUUGAAUGCUGAAAAGGUUCAAGCAGAACAGCUCGAAGUCGUGGCAGAUCCUGAAGUGUCUAAUAAGCCAGAAAAAGGUGUUGAGUUCUCUGGAGAGGUCUCAUUUGAAGAGCCAAACUUGAUCAGUUUGGAUUCCACAGAAUCUGUGCCAUCUGAGGCUUUGAUUCAGGACUUUGAACUUGCCAAAGAGCAAAUCGACUGUCAACUUGACAGACAGGACCAGGUCGUAAAAUUAGAACUUUUUAAACAGUUGGAUCAACCAGAAAAAGAGGUCUCCGAAGAGAAACCAGUCGUUGAGCGUAAAAUUGCCCCAGCAACUGUUUUCAUCCAGGAAAAGAAAGAGGUCGAAACCUUAAAGAAGGAACCUUUCAUCACAUCAACUGGUUCUUUGAGCGAGCUACUUGAUCUUUGCAAGCAGCAGCAGAGAAACCUUGAAGACGAAGUUGACACCCAAGUGGUUGAAGAGACAAACGAGCUUCAAGAACGCAUUGCUGCCGACGCAGAUCUGGUCUGUCAAGUGUUGAAUGAUUCAAUACGUAACAUCAAUGCUGAGAUGUCAGACAACGAGGCACCUAUAACUCCUCCCAGAAGGUCCCGCAGCCCCAGGAAACCAAGCCCAGGAAGAAACGUUGAUUUUGAAGAAGACCCAUUCAAGUCUAAGGCUCGCGUUGGAAUCUCACCCUCAAGAGAGACUAUGAAUUUAUCUGCUGAAUCUGUUCUUGUGUCUAGCAGAAUGUCCAUGAGUAAAAGUACAGACAGUGCCUCCAUGAAGCUAAUGCGCAGCAUGGACUCCGGAAUUGCUGGUGCAGAAAUGAACCACAGCGAGGCUGGCCCGGAUAUUGCUUCGCAAGACGAGCAAUUUGUUCCUGCCACUGAAGAGCUCUUCAAAGACCCUUCAGCAUUUGAUUUCCUGUCCAAAUUUGGUGGAAACGACUCAUCAGCUUCUAGACUAGAAAGAGAAUCUUUGUAUGUCAAGUUUGAUCCACUUGUAGGCAACCGCGACAGAAAAGUCUUCUUGUCGCCCUGCAUUGAGGCCAGCCCUCGAAGUGAGGAAAUCUCUGAUACUCCAACUGCUGCAUCAAAAACGACAGCUAAGUCAGAUACCCCACUCACCAGUCGACAUGCCGUGGGUCCUUUAGUCCAAAUAGCAACCCCUGUGCAAGAGCCAUUACAGCAAGUGGUACAGCCAACAGCAGCAUCAAAAGAAAACCAGCAAAGAGAGGCGGAGAAGGAGGCUCUGCAGCAAAUGAUUGUCUUGCAUAAAAAGGAGAGUGAGGAGCUGAAAAAGCUUAUGACUUCUCAGAUUGAAGACUACGAGCAGACCAUAGGCAGCCUUCAAGCGAAGCUGAAACAAAAGACUGAAGCAGAAGAACAAAUGAGUUUGGUAAUGAAGGAGUAUGAAGACACGAUUUCCCGAAUCCUGGCUGAAAAGGAGAAAGCCAUGGAAAAAUCUCAGGAAGAGAAGCAGAAGCUGACAGACGAGUUGGCCAUUAUUCAGUCAGACUUGUCUGCAGCAGAAAUCGCCUUUUCUGAUCUCCACAGAAAGUACGAAAGAUCCAAAAGUGCUAUUGAAGUGUUCAAGUCCAAUGAGAACACUCUGAAGCAGUCCAACCUUCAGUUCCAAGAGCAAAUCAAACAAGCAGAGAAGAAAUACAUGAUCCUUAAAACUCACGCUGAGGAUAAAUUGGAACAGGCUGCCAAGGAGAACGAAGCUCUUGUGAAGUCUUCUGAAUUGGAGAUCAGCGCCCUGAAGGCGCAAAACGCGCAGCUCAAAGCUCGCAAUAACACUUUGGUGGAAACUCUUGGCAUGAGGGAGCGAGAGAACCAAGAGCUGGUGACCAUUUGUGAUGAUUUGGUGAAAAAGCUCGGUCCCCACUAGACGUGUGUGAGUGAAUGUGCUUUUGUCCUUCAACUUCAGUUCUGUCCUUAGUUGUAACCAGCAAGCUACUGUAUCAAUCCAAGAGGCCUUAAACCUUUAUUUCCUUCAACUGAUAGUCACUUCUUGGCCUUAAAUGCGGUAGUUUCCAAACGUUUUUGCUGCCAUGAAUCAAAUCCAGCGAUUGAUCUAUCCUCUUAUUUGGCGCUUAUGCAGUUGGAUUUUUAAUAUAUUUUAAGGAGAGAUGAAACAUACAAGAAAUAAUUCAGCUCAGUAAUUUAAUGUAAUGAAGUGAUUCUUAGAAUGCUCUUUUAGAGGAGUAGGUGGUCAAUAUGUUUUCAGUAAUUGCAAGUCGUUUAUAAAAUGUUGGUUAAUUGAUUAUAUUUUUUUACCGUCGCAAUGUUUAACGCAUCUAUUUUAAAACUUUGAAGAAUCUUAAUUGGAUAACACAUGAUUUCUUCAGACUAUUUUCCACAUGUUCUUACUUCGUGAAACGAUUAACAACUAGUUCUUCAUUGUAAAGUUGAUCAAGUAAGUCCAAAAUAAACUUAUACUUCAUUGAUUAAAAUUAAA